Molecule: messenger RNA, 949 nt
Organism: Xenopus tropicalis (tropical clawed frog)
Lineage: Eukaryota; Metazoa; Chordata; Amphibia; Anura; Pipidae
Gene: il11
Product: interleukin 11
Exons: 5
Coding region: 362-928 (188 amino acids)
Biological process (GO): positive regulation of cell population proliferation; signal transduction
Cellular component (GO): extracellular region
Molecular function (GO): cytokine activity
Source: RefSeq, a predicted model, not a curated record
CCAAUUUGUAGUGGUGUGAGUCCACAUACCCACACAGUCACUCACACUCAGCCACCACGCAAGCUCUCUCUCUCUCUCUAAGAAUACAGGAAUUAGUAUUUGGCUUGGCAGUCAUUUCUACCUCAGUGCUGGGGGAGCAGGUGAAUUAAAGUGGGACGGUGAAAAAGCAACAGGAGCGCAACUAGACAGAAUACCAAUUUUUUUUUUCCUGUGAUCACCAAGAAAUGCAAAUAACACUUUAAGAAAAAAAAAGCAAUUUUUAAAAAAAAUUUUUUUUGUAAAAAAAAAAAGCCGCAAGAUCAAGGAAAAGUACUGGCAAGAGAGCACAUCCAAAAACCACCCCAAAGAGCCAAAACAAAAUAUGAAAAGCAGUUUGUGCCAGAUCGCUCUUACAGUACUGAGCCUUUGUGAGGGAUUACGGGCCGUUCCCUUGAAACCAAAAGUGGAAUUUGAUGACCUACUAAACAUGGCUAGACACCUUCUGAGAGACACCAAACAAUCGUACCACAAUUUUAAAGCCAAAUAUCCAUCUGAAGGAGAGCACAAACUGGACAGCCUGCCCGUACUCUCUAUGAAUGCUGUAGAAAUUUCUAAUGUACAGAUCCACACAGGCCUCCUGAAGCUAAGCACUGACCUCUUCAUAUAUCAGAAACACUUUGACUGGUUGAGAAAGGCAGCACACGCAAUUCGCCCUAUGGACCACGAAUUUAAUGGAAUUCAUAAUCGCAUUGAAAAGCUGUUGAAGAAAAUUGAUCUCUUGAUGAUCAAACACCAUAUGCCACGUGUCACGGAACCUGUUGUUCCCCAGUUCCCUAAUUCAACCACUCCAUGGGGGGUCAUCCAGAGCGGUCAUGCUAUUUUCCAUCAUUUCCACCUCUUCUUGGACUAUGCAACACGUGUUCUGGUUCUGAUGAAGAACAAGUGGUGAAUAAUGAAAUUCACAAACCUC